UAUCCCAAGAAGUAAUUACAGAUAUUUUGCAUACAUUUUCCUCCUUAUCCAUGGUCGAAAAUUGUCACAAACCACACAAAUAAAAUAGAGACUGCUCUCUCUCAAAAACGCAGUUGCUUCCCCACUUUUUCUUUUUUCUUCUACUGCCAAAAACUGAGCUCUCUCUCCACUUUCUUUGUUGGUGGAAACCCUAGUUCUUCAGAUCAAAAAUCAAAGGAGAAGGCGAUCGUGCUUGAUUAGAGGCAAUGGAUUCCGGCAAUAGCGGGAGCCUCCAAUCAUCCAGCGGCGGCGGCGGCGACGAGGAGUACGACUCACGCGCCGCCGACUACACGUUCAUGGCCAUACCCAACGCGCCGCCGCAGUUCAUCGACCCGCUCUCCGCCUAUCUCCAGCUCAACCAAAACCCGAACUCGCUGCUUCUGAAUUCCCCAAAUCCGCUAAGAUCCGACCCGAAUCCGAGCCACGUCACCGAAUUCCCCGCCCCGGCUCACCAUCAGCAGCAACAGGCGCCGGCGGGAAAUCCGAAGAAGCGAUCUCGAGCGUCGAGGCGGGCGCCGACCACCGUGCUCACCACGGACACCGCCAAUUUCAGAGCUAUGGUGCAGGAAUUCACCGGAAUCCCCGCGCCGCCCUUCAGCACCUCCUCUUCCUUCCCCAGGAGCCGAAUCGAUCUAUUUGCCUCGAGAUCCACCGCCUCCUUCAACUCUCCCCCGCCGCCGCCCUAUCUCCGCCGCCACCUCCCAAAUCUCUUCAACAUCCCAAGCCAAAACCAAAAUCAAAGUAUCCUCACAUCGCUCCUCCAAUCAAACGCCAAAUUUCCGUUUCCCGCCGCCUCCAAACCCCAAAAUUCACCCCAAAACGAUUAUCAAUUCGGAUUUGGCCAUCGCAAUCAGGUCUCGGAAACCCUCCCCAACCUCGUCCCCUCCGAUCACAGCCACAGCAACAACGACUUCCAGAGAAACGAUUUUGGCGGGAAAAUCAAGUAGCCGGAGAGCAACAUGAGAGGAGGAGAAGGUAUUGUGGAAUCGUGGAUUUGGUCGUCGGAGUAGGCAUGAUUAUUAUUGUGGUAGUAGAAAAUGUGGUGGUGGAGCAAUGAUGGUUAUUAUCAUGUCAUGAUUGAAGUAUUGAAAGCGAAAAAAAAAGGAGAGGGUAAAAGAUAUUGUUAGUGUGAUCUUUCAUGAUCAUUUUUCACAAAGGUUUUUCAACAAAAAGGAAGAAAUAUAUAUAAAGGCUUAAAUUAUGUGUGAAUAAUAGUCUUCUUUUUGGAUCACUUUCCCAUACAUUCGUCACAUGAAAGGAAUUAUACAUAUCCAUAAACUGGGUAUUAUUCAUUUCAUAUUUUCAUAUUAAUAUAUCCGUAUAAAAUAUACUAGUACUAUAAAGUGAAUGUUUUUCUGUUCUUCAGAAAUCUAUGGUUUGUUGCAUACUAUUAAUGAGGGAUGUAACUUUAUUAUUUCUAUAUUAUAAAAAGGUAAAAGGUUAAAUUUA
Salvia splendens (bonfire salvia) is the source of this 1488-nucleotide messenger RNA. RefSeq lists its product as uncharacterized. The record is from RefSeq and is a predicted model, not a curated record. The coding region runs from base 246 to 986 and encodes 246 amino acids. NCBI's taxonomy places the organism in Eukaryota, Viridiplantae, Streptophyta, Magnoliopsida, Lamiales, Lamiaceae. The transcript has a single exon.